Messenger RNA from Megalobrama amblycephala (Wuchang bream), 4007 nucleotides. RefSeq lists its product as uncharacterized. The transcript is spliced from 6 exons. The coding region runs from base 2508 to 3932 and encodes 474 amino acids. NCBI's taxonomy places the organism in Eukaryota, Metazoa, Chordata, Actinopteri, Cypriniformes, Xenocyprididae. The record is from RefSeq and is a predicted model, not a curated record.
UUCAAAUGUGUUUUUAUGGCUUCAGUUUAGGGAUGCACGAUUAUGACAAAUAACUGUCGAUUAUUCCCUUGAAAUUGCGUAAUUGCAAUUAUUAAUUAAGAUUAUCACAAUUUACAUUGAAUGAUGUUUUGAAUAGCUUUAUACUAUUGUUUGAAGCAAUAAUCAUGUUUUGCUUGGUCUGCUCAAAGUUGCACUGGAUUUUCUCCUCAGCGUAAGGUCGAGAGGUCCAUCUAUCCCUCUUUUCCAUGUUUGUAGAGUUAGUUCGUGGAGUAAAUAUAUAGGCUGUGGUGUUGUCAUGGUACUGCAAUUUCUAACUUCAAUAUGAUAUCUUGAAAAGAACCGAUAUUCGAUACCAUUUUCAAUAACAUGGGGGAAAAAAACAAUGUAGAUACUCUCAUGUAGAUAUUUUUAAUAUAUAUAUUUUUUUGUCCAUCUAUUGAAAGUCUAGGCAAUCAAAAGUUUCUUCUGAAGAGAUUUAUAUGAGAUUUUAUGCUUUAUAUGAUAAAACUUUUAAGCUUUUUUCAUAUAUAUACGUUGAUCAGUUACCAUUACAAUUAUCUCAGAUAUUUGCUAACUCAGAGUAUUUGUUUUUACAAUUAGGUAAUUUUGUUACACACAGCACAAAGAAGCUUGAUUUCAAAUGGUAAAUUGAAUUUAAAAAAGACAAGUAAACAGUAAUAAAAUAAGAGCAAAUUAACAAAUUACUAACAAUAGCACAAAUAAAUACAAUAGAAUAAAGAUAUAAAUUAAAUAGACUGCUUUCUUUUUUCAGGUAGGUCUAACAGUAGUAAUCAGGUAAGAAAUUGAAUAAAGAAACAAAGUUAGUGGCGUAGCGUCUGGAUAUGCACGUGCAUAUGGGCCCGGGCGGAUUGGGGCCCCAAAGUAUACUUCGGGCAUCUGCGCACCAUCCGCAUCACGAAAUUUUCGUCAUUAGGAGGGUUUGCGGACGUCCACGUGCAGCCCAAUUGUUGUGAUGGCACGAACAGUGUGUGCUGAAAACAGCUUAUGCGAGAGUGAACUGAGUGCUUGAAAACAAAAGUCCACUAGAGCGCAGUGCACACGCCGAACGCGUCUUUCUGCAGCCAAAUGCUUUCAGAGGCUCGCACGCGCGUCUGUGCGCGAGACAGAACCUGUGUAGAUAUGUUCAAAAAAUUAAGUAUAAUAGAAAUAAUGUUGUCAAUAACUUGCUAUAGCCCAUCUAUGCUAAAUGUACUGAAAAUCCUUAAAGGGAUAGUUCACCCAAAAAUGAAAAUUUGAUGUUUAUCUGCUUACCCCCAGCGCAUCCAAGAUGUAGGUGACUUUGUUUCUUCAGUAGAACACAAAUGAUGACAAAAUGUGAAUAAAUGUAACCCGUACUCACUGGGGUGUAUACUCUUUAUUCAGUGAAUUAAAAUGCACAUAAAAACUGAUGGAAAAAUAUGUAGAGAAGGAAUAGUUAUCAGGAAUAAAACACGUCCAUUAAAAAAGUCUGUGACAGAAUAAUUAUUCAAAACUGGAAUAAUCUUCGGACUCAUCACAUCUGAAACGAGGCUAUGCUCAUUCUGAAAUUACAGAGCCAGAGUCGAAUCAGUCGAAUUCAAAAGUUUUUUGACAUUUUUGAAAUAGAGCCGCAAUGCAACGUCAAAAUGAUGGAGGAACGCAUAUACUGUAGUGCUUUUGUUGUAAUUCCUAGAAAUGUUUUUUGUCUGCAUAUUGAUGUGACAAUUUUUUACAAGUAAUAAAUAUGUAAAAUAACAUUGGAUAAUCUUCACUGAAAAAAGUAAAUACAGAUUAAUCAAUUAAAGUUACAGAAGUUAAUCAGUCAAGAGCAGUAAGUGAUGUUUUCUUUGUCUUUUGUUGUUUGAUUAACAUUAACAACAGAGAGAGCGGCACGUUUAUUCGGCUACUGUCCCUUUAAGACAUGACGAACGCACGGACACAUUCUUCCUGAACUGUGUUUACUUUAAUACUGACCGAGAUGGGCAUUGUGACAUUGAUUCUGAGUGUAUUUGAUCUCCAAUAAACUGAGAAAAAGAGCUUGUUUUGGCUCUUGUAUUUCAAAGGUGGCUUUAUUAUGUGUCUGCGCUUUUGUGAUUUCACCGGAACGAAUAGAGUCUCCGGCCGCAGCAGCGUUAAGCAGAAAGUGGUGGGGACGUCCCACCCGCAAAAAAAUCAUAAUACAAAUAAAUAUGUACAUGUGUAGUUUUGUGCAGUUUGUAUUUAUUCCCAGUUCAUAAGGUGCUUACUUCAGCUGACCAUUCUAUGAUAAUCUUCGUUUAUUUUGAUAAUAUGCCUAUUAGCCUAUUUUACUGUCAGAUCAAGUUUGAAUUCAGCUCUAAACUCAGUUAUUAUGGAUUGAUUAAAUAAUAUAAAUAUGAAGCUCAGAUACUCAACAGCAUUAGUUUUAGUGUGACAUUAAACAUUAAAGUGUCUUUUUAGUUAUUGAUCCAUAUAUAAAUCUAUUUCUCUUUUCAUUCAUCAUCUUUUGUCUUUGUGCUGCUGCUGAAUAUUAUUCACGUCACAUUUACAUGAUUAAACGUAUUUCAGUGAAGAUUAUCAAACCAACAUCAAGUGAUUUUAAAGCUUUAAUCUGUGAAAAACUCUGUUCUUCAGGAGUGUUUGGUUUUGAAGUGAAGAGAGUGUUAGUGAAGGAGGGAGAUUCAGUCACUCUAAACUCUGAUCUUACUGAAAUGAAGGAUGAUGAUGUGAUUCAGUGGAGGUUUGAAAACACUUUAAUAGCUGAAAUCAAUGUAACGGCCGACAGAUUCACUGUAAAUGAUGAUGUUCUUGAUGGGAGAUUCAGAGACAGACUGAAGCUGGACAAUCAAACUGGAUCUCUGACCAUCACAAACAUCACAAUGAAACACACUGGAGGUUAUAGACUACAGAUCAACUCUAAGUGGUUUGAUUUCUAUCUUGUUGUUAUUGUGUCAGUGAAGGAGGGAGAUUCAGUCACUAUAAACCCUGAUCUUACUGAAAUGAAGGAUGAUGAUGUGAUUCGGUGGAGGUUUCAAUAUAAAAACACUUUAAUAGCUAAAAUCAAUGUAACGGCCGACAGAUUCACUGUAUAUGAUGAUGUUCUUGAUGGGAGAUUCAAAGACAGACUGAAGCUGGACAAUCAAACUGGAUCUCUGACCAUCACAAACAUCACAAUGAAACACGCUGGAUAUUAUAGAUUACAGAUCAACUCUAAGUGGUAUAGUUUCUAUCUUGUUGUUAUUGUGUCAGUGACGGAGGGAGAUUCAGUCACUCUAAACUCUGGUCUUACUGGAAUGAAGGAUGAUGUGAUUCAGAUUGUGUGGUCGUCUGAAAACACUUUAAUAGCUGAAAUCAAUAAACAGGAUGACAGAUUCACUGUAAAUGAUGAUGAUCUUGAUGGGAUAUUCAGAGACAGACUGAAGCUGGACAAUCAAACUGGAUCUCUGACCAUCACAAACAUCACAAUGAAACACGCUGGAGAUUAUGACUGUAUUCAGAGUCUUGGCGUUAUUUCUUAUAUUCGUCUCAUUGUCUACGCUCGUCUGCCUGUUCCUGUCAUCAGCAGUAACUCUUCACAAUGUUCUUCAUCAUCAUCAUCAUGUUCAUUGGUGUGUUCAGUGGUGAAUGUGAGUCAUGUGACUCUCUCCUGGUACAAAGGAAACAGUUCAUUGUCCAGCAUCAGUGCGUCUGAUCUCAGCAUCAGUCUCUCUCUACCUCUGGAGGUGGAAUAUCAGGAUAAAAACACCUACAGCUGUGUGCUGAACAAUCCCAUCAGCCACCAGACUCAACAUCUGGACAUCACUCAACUCUGUCACACAUGUUCAGUCCACUGUUGUGGUCCUACUGAAGCUGUGAUCCGAUUGGUCCUCUCUGCUCUGGUGGGCGUGGCUACUGUCAUUCUUGUGCUUUAUCACAUCAGAUCCAGAAGAGCUGAAGGAGAUCAAGCACAUAUUCACACAUCAGGAAGUGCUUAAAUCUGAAGCAGAACGCUGAACUUUAAAGGUUCUUCAAGUGUGUUUUUGUCAUAAUAAAUACUGAUGAUUAUUUGA